UUCUUUAUUCUACAAGUUGCAACAAAGCACCAUGGGUAGAAGGAACUCCACCAGUGUGCCUGGCUUCAUCCUCAUGGGGCUGACGGACUCUGCAGAGACACAGCUGGUCCUCUCCGUGCUCUUCCUGCUGAUUUACCUGAUCACAGGGCUGGGGAACGCGGGGAUGAUAUUGAUCAUCCGCCUGGAUCCCCAGCUGCACACCCCCAUGUACUUUUUCCUCACUCACUUAUCAUUUAUCGACCUCAGCUACUCAAGUGUCAUCACCCCUAAAACCUUACAGAACUUACUGACUUCCAACAAGAGCAUCUCCUUCCUGGGCUGCUUCACACAGAUGUACUUUUUAAUAGUGUUUGCUGCUGCUGAAUGUUUCCUUCUCUCUUCUAUGGCCUAUGAUCGCUAUGCAGCUAUCUGCAGCCCCCUGCACUAUCAAAUCAUUAUGUCCACAAGACUGUGCCAUGAACUGCUUACUGGUUCCUAUAUUAUUGGGUUAGUGGAUUCCACUGUCAUUGUGCUUUGUAUAAGUGGACUGCCCUUCUGCAAGUCUAAUGUCAUCCAGCACUUCUUCUGUGACUCAUCCCCUAUUUUAGCCCUGUCCUGCAGUGACACUUCUGAGGCUGAACUCAUUAUAUUCAUUUGUGGUGGAUCCAUUUCAGUGCUGUCCCUCAUCACCAUAUCAGGAUACUAUGUGUCCAUCCUCUUCACUAUCCUGAAAAUUAAUUCCACUGCAGGAAAAAAGAAAGCCUUCUCGACCUGUGCCUCCCACCUCCUGGGAGUCACCAUCUUCUACAGCACUAUGAUCUUUACUUACCUAAAACCGAAGACGUCCUACAGCUUGGGCAGGGAUCAGGUGGCUUCUGUGUUUUACAUGAUUGUGGUCCCCAUGCUGAACCCUCUUAUUUACAGUCUCAGAAACAAAGAGGUGAAACAGGCUGCUAUUAGAAUCAUGCAGAAGAGAUCAUGUUUUAGACAAUUAAAAUUACAGGGAUGCUAG
Molecule: messenger RNA, 991 nt
Organism: Fukomys damarensis (Damara mole-rat)
Lineage: Eukaryota; Metazoa; Chordata; Mammalia; Rodentia; Bathyergidae
Product: olfactory receptor 8H1
Exons: 1
Coding region: 32-991 (319 amino acids)
Biological process (GO): G protein-coupled receptor signaling pathway; sensory perception of smell
Cellular component (GO): membrane
Molecular function (GO): odorant binding; G protein-coupled receptor activity; olfactory receptor activity
Source: RefSeq, a predicted model, not a curated record